AUGGCUUCGGCCAGCUCAAUUGGAAAACUCUCGCGUGAAGACUUCCGACGACAAAAGGACCUCGAUGCAGCGCGAAAAGCUGGCACUGCACCCGCAGAGCUAGACGACAAGGGUCGGCCGAUCAAUCCCCACAUCCCGCAAUACAUCUCCAAAGCACCAUGGUACCUCGACACGGGGGCUCCGUCGCUCGAGCAUCAGCGUCGACCAGACGAGGGACCGGCUACGCGUCAAGAGGAAGGGUGGUAUGCUCGUGGUCAGCGAGCUGGACCUGCAGCGACCAAAUAUCGUAAAGGGGCCUGCGAGAACUGCGGUGCAAUGACGCAUAAAACGAAAGACUGUCUUGAGCGUCCGCGAAAGAAAGGGGCACGUUGGACAGGGAAGGAUAUUGCUGCAGAUGAAAUAGUGCAGGAUCUCCAGCUCGGAUUCGCCGCGAAACGGGAUAGGUGGAACGGGUAUGACCCAGCAGAGCACAAGCGGGUAUAUGAUGAAUACCAAGCGGUGGAGGAGGCGAGGCGAAAACUCAAGGAGGACGAGAUUGAUAAUCAAACUACGACGGACUUAUCGGCGGUGAAGAAGGUCGCCAAGGCCAGCAAGGAAGGAAAGGAGGAUGCCGAGUUUGGGUCGAGUGACGAGGAAGAUGAGGACGAGGAGAAAUAUGCAGAAGGUGCCGACCAAGUCGGUCAGAAGCUCGACACCAAGACACGUAUCACUGUUCGCAAUCUGCGAAUACGCGAGGACACCGCCAAGUACUUGCUCAAUUUGGAUCCUGAGUCAGCAUAUUAUGACCCGAAGACCCGAUCCAUGCGCGAGAAUCCGUUAGAACAUCUGAAUCCCGAGGACGCAGUGUUCGCGGGAGAGAAUUUUCUACGGCAAUCCGGUGAGGCACCGGAAGUUCAGAAACUGCAGCUCUUCGCCUGGCAAGCCGAGCAAAGAGGAAGGGACGUCAACCUGCAGGCAAACCCCACCCAAGGAGAGCUUAUGCACCGACAGUACAAGGAGAAGAAGGAAGAGCUCAAAGAUACGACGAAAACAUCACUUCUGUCAACGUAUGGUGGAGGUGAAUAUCUGGAGAAGGUACCGAAGGAACUGCUCACCGGUCAGACAGAAGAGUAUGUAGAAUACUCUGCCAGUGGGCAGGUCAUCAAGGGCCGAGAAAAGGCAAAAGUCCGGUCCAAGUAUGCGGAAGAUGAAUAUGUCAAUAACCAUACCUCCAUCUGGGGCUCAUGGUAUGACCUCUCAACAUCCUCAUGGGGCUUCGCAUGCUGCCAUUCUACGAUCUAUCAAUCCUAUUGCGCAGGAUCAGCAGCGAUCGAAGCUGCAUCGGCUGCAAGUGUGCAAGCUCUGCUCGCGCGCCCACCGGAGGAGGCGGAGCCUGCGAAGUCUCUGGCGGAGGAGCACGCCGAGCGCUUAGCCAAGGAAGGGGAAGAUAUGGGACGCAGUGCGGGGAAGGAUUGGUCUAAGAAGCGAUUGGGCGAGGGAGAUUUGAAGCUCGAUCAGGACAAACUGAAGAAGGCUAUUCAAGAGGAGAGGAAGCGGAAGGACAGGGGAGAGGAGGAGGAAUGGGAGGGUAAGCGGAGGAAGACGGGGGACACGGGAGACGUCACCGAGGAGCAACUGGAGGCAUACCGGAUGAACCGCCUACAACGGGAAGAUCCGAUGGCGAAUUACAGGGACGAAGAAGACUAAAAGGCGCCUCCUGCAGAUCGAGAUCAUCGAUGGUCCCUAGAUCGGCACCGGUAUUCCUAAUUGUUCUUAUUUAUCUGUACGAGUACUGGUACCCUCGCGCCGCAUGUGUAGCACG
Dacryopinax primogenitus is the source of this 1801-nucleotide messenger RNA. RefSeq lists its product as uncharacterized. The record is from RefSeq and is a predicted model, not a curated record. Gene Ontology annotation, cellular component: spliceosomal complex. The transcript has 4 exons. Lineage: Eukaryota; Fungi; Basidiomycota; Dacrymycetes; Dacrymycetales; Dacrymycetaceae. Gene Ontology annotation, biological process: mRNA splicing, via spliceosome. The coding region runs from base 1 to 1686 and encodes 561 amino acids. Gene Ontology annotation, molecular function: pre-mRNA 3'-splice site binding.